Messenger RNA from Ectocarpus siliculosus, 426 nucleotides. Lineage: Eukaryota; Phaeophyceae; Ectocarpales; Ectocarpaceae. The record is from the annotation of a GenBank genome assembly.
AUGUCGAAUAAACACCAACAUAUUUUUGCGGAAGACAUGUCGGAUGAGAUGUGCCAGUUCGCCUUGGAAACCAGCCAAGAAGCCUUCCAGUUGACGAUCACGAAAGGCCAGGUGUUCACAACGAUUGCUUCGUGCAUCCGCAAAGCGUUCGAGAAGUCGUACGGCCGAGGCUGGAACGUUGUUGUGGGGAGAAGUUUUGGGGCCUACGUGACCCACGAGAUCAAGACGUACAUGUACUUUACUGUUGUCCCGGGGGUCUAUGUACUGCUGUGGAGGUGGGUCGUGAUGUCCGUAUGCCGAAGGAGUUGUCUUGUUGCAUCGAUAUGGUAUCCCCUAGACGCGCCCGGAGCAAUGCCUCAGCGGGGCAUUUCAGUGCCGAGGAAAAAAAUACACGAAAAAAAAUCGAAGUAUAUUUUUCCCUGCUGA